AUGCCCAAGCGACUUCCUAGUAGCAAGGCCGGUCACGAAGAGCCAAGCGAUAGCCAAGAAACAUUCCAGUCGAACGAUGCUGGCGAUUUUGGAGCGUUCCCGAGUCGUAUUUUCCUGAUGAACCGGUAUUACCGUUAUACCCUCUUCGGUUCUGCCGUCCUGGUACCCAACUCAGCUGUCCCGUCUAUCACGUACACAGAGAACUUCAAACCCACCAGCCUCUCCUCCUCCAUCCUCCGAACUCCUCUCAGAAUCGACUACAACCGCUCUCUACAUGAUACAACCCAAUGCGCAACAUACACCGAAGUCGUCGUCGCCAAUGGUCGAAACCACUACGUUAUCGGGACUCAAAUAUGGUUGAAGGAGGACGGAUCUAACAUCGACAAAAUCGAGUCGAUUGUUACCUCGAACGGGGACUGGGCGUUUAACGCGACUGGGACACUCUACUACGCCUCCCGCAAGAACUGGUUCACCAUCCCAGAGGCGGAGAGGGAUACGAGGGAGGUCAUCCAAGCAGGAGGGGACGCCUACCUGGAUCUCUUCAACGAUCCUACUGUGAAGGUUCCGUGGGGCACGCCAUGCGCCCGACUUGAAGGUGGUUUCUACACUGGAAGAGGAUUGCCCACCGACUCCUGCAAUAUGGGAGUUCCGGCGGGAGUUCCUUUGGUGAAUAGGCGAUAUGUGAUUGACGAAACGCUCGGUGCGGUGGAUGUGUUUUUGGACUUCAACGGCCCGGGAGGGAGGCCUGAUAGUCAUGAGUUUAGGUUGGAGAAGGGGAAGUUGAGGUUCGUUCAUACCAUGACGUAUAUGAGGGGGUAG
Messenger RNA from Coprinopsis cinerea okayama7#130, 819 nucleotides. RefSeq lists its product as hypothetical. Bases 1 to 819 code for a protein of 272 amino acids. The record is from RefSeq and is a predicted model, not a curated record. NCBI's taxonomy places the organism in Eukaryota, Fungi, Basidiomycota, Agaricomycetes, Agaricales, Psathyrellaceae. The transcript is spliced from 3 exons.